Molecule: messenger RNA, 1027 nt
Organism: Tribolium castaneum (red flour beetle)
Lineage: Eukaryota; Metazoa; Arthropoda; Insecta; Coleoptera; Tenebrionidae
Exons: 4
Coding region: 167-964 (265 amino acids)
Biological process (GO): protein K48-linked deubiquitination
Cellular component (GO): nucleus
Molecular function (GO): cysteine-type deubiquitinase activity; ubiquitin binding
Source: RefSeq, a predicted model, not a curated record
GCGCGUAUUAUUGUUGAGUUGGUUUUUAAGACAGUUAUUGAUUAUUGAUGAAUUUGGGGUUGUUUUUUAUCAUAACUGCCAUAAACUUGUCUCAGCAACUGUCAAAAUUGAGUGGUUGAAAACAUUCGUGCUUGGUGUGGUUAUUUUGUGUUAGUUUUAACAGAAAAUGGGCGACGAAAGCAAAAAUUCCUCAGAAGAACCCUCUCAGGUGAACCAGGACGAACUGAUCCUGGCCCAACAACGCCAGAUUGAAAAGGAGAUUUCUGAAAGUAUUCCUUUAGUUGGUGAAAUGGAACCAAUUUCUUCGUUAAAUAGCGAAUACGCUAACGAUGAAGUUUACUUAGAAAAAAUCAAAGAUCUGUCUUCCAAGUACAAGCACAUUCGUAGAACUAGGCCUGACGGGAACUGUUUUUUCCGUGCGUAUAGUUAUGCGGGUCUUGAGAGACUGUUAGACAAAAAAGACGAAUUUAACGCGUUUUAUAAGCAAGCUGAGGAGAGUAAAGACGCUCUAGUGCAGCUUGGCUUUCAGCAGUUUACUGUAGAAGAUUUUUACGAUAUUUACAUGGAAGUCCUCAAACGUGUAGGUGACCUAACCGACGUAGACGACGCCAAGAAAACUCUUCAUUUUUUAUUUAACGAGCAAGGUUAUUCCGAUUACAUGGUUGUUUAUUUAAGACUUUUAACAAGCGGACAGUUGCAAAAAGACCAGGAUUUCUACAGCUGUUUCAUUGAGGGUGACAGAACUGUUGCUGAUUUUUGUCACCAGGAAGUUGAACCAAUGUACAAAGAAAGUGACCACAUUCACAUAAUUGCUGCUUGUGCUGCCCUUAAUAUGGGGGUGCGUGUGGUUUACAUGGACAGGGGUAACAACAAGUCGGUCACAGAACACGAUUUUCCUGAAGGUUGCACACCUUUAGUACAUUUACUUUACCGUCCAGGGCAUUACGAUAUUUUGUAUCCUUAAUUUUCAACGUUUCAUUUAUAAUUUCUACAGUUCGAGGAAUAAAAGAGUUGUUGAUAAUUCAAA